AUUUAAUUUAAUUGAACCGGUGGUGGCGGUGGCGGUGGUGGCCACCCCAAAACCACUGUCUGGAGCAUGAGAGCAUUUCAUUGGCCAUUAUGCAAACGGUUUCGUGACAAAUCAUUCUUUCAAUAAAGCGCCAGUUCGCUGAUUGAAGAUUUAUCGACGGAAAACGAGCGCCAUUCUACUGUAAAACGUGGUUGUUGCGGUUAAAGCAAUUCAAGCGCACGAUUCCCUUGCUAAGAGGCUGCUAUCUUAUCUGACCGACCGACAGUUUAACGAACCGCACAAUUUGCCGUAUACCCCGUCGGUUGCAAACAGAUAACGGCCGCGAUGCAUCCCGCUGGUUCGAGAGAUUCGUGAGGAGAAUGCAAACAACCGUUCGGUCGUGUCGCAGCAUCGUUAGUUAGAAUAGCCUUCACCGUCGCUGUACGCCGUUACAUAACAUCUCGUACGAUGAGUAUCUCCGAGGAACCGGCGGCGUCAAGCUUGCGGGACAAGUUGUCCCAAAUUUUCCAUUCUACGAGUGGUGAAGAAGGAUCAUCAUCAACUCGUUCGGUUUUCUACUCCAUUGAAAUCGCGGCAAAAGAUGACUUCAACAUCGAUCAGCUACGGCGCCUCACUCCACCGCCCGUCUUCUGUUCCAUGCCCUGGAUCUCCGACGAAAAUCUGCGCUACGAGGCUGACUUUGCGCAGAUGCCUUCGCUACGCCUGGCCGAUCAGCUUCGCCGGAAGCAGUUCACCGUGGUGAACCAUCUAUCGUGCUACAAUCUCACGGAGGUGCAGGUGGAUAAGCUACUCUCGAGUCAACCCCCUAUCCGUAACAUGUUUAUCGUACGCGGUGAUACCGUUAACCCGGACCAACGGUUCCAACACUCGGCCCAGCUGGUGCAGCAUCUGCGACGGUACGAAUCAACAAGGACACCUAAACUAACGAUCGGUGUCGGUGGAUACCCGGGUGGCCAUGUGGAAUCGCCAUCACAAGAGGACGAACUACGGCAUCUCGCGGACAAAGUUGCCCUGGGGGCGGACUUUCUGCUCACGCAAACACUCUACGAUGCGGCCUCGUUCUUUCGGUAUCGUGAUCGGUGCCGAGCGGCCGGCAUUACGAUCCCGAUCAUCCCGGGUAUCUAUUUGCCCCACUCUUACCGGCAGCUGCAAACGAUGCUGAACAUUACACGUGUCGCGAUGGCGCCAGGGGUACGGGCCACGUUCGAGGCACAUCGUGAGGAUACGCCGGAAGCGUUCGAAGCAUUUGUGGUGCAGUACUUUGUGGAGCUCGUGCGCGAACUGCUACAAUCCAAUGCCAUCGAGCCGGAUGGCAGCAGCAGUGAUCCUGUCCGUUUGGUUCACUUUUUCACCUUCAACAAGUUCAGCCUGCUGGAGAAAGUAAUAAGUCAGCUGGAGUUCGAUCAACAAUAGGUACGAUCGUGGAUCGUGGUUAAUGACGGACACUUUUUUGUGAAUAUAAUACCUCCUUCUCAUUCUC
Anopheles aquasalis is the source of this 1480-nucleotide messenger RNA. RefSeq names its product methylenetetrahydrofolate reductase. Gene Ontology annotation, biological process: tetrahydrofolate interconversion. Lineage: Eukaryota; Metazoa; Arthropoda; Insecta; Diptera; Culicidae. The record is from RefSeq and is a predicted model, not a curated record. Gene Ontology annotation, molecular function: methylenetetrahydrofolate reductase [NAD(P)H] activity; FAD binding. Gene Ontology annotation, cellular component: cytosol.